GCAGCGCGGGCGGGGCGAGGGCGGAGCGCGGCCCCGCCAUGUCCAGGCACGUGUUUCUCACAGGACCCCCAGGAGUUGGAAAGACUACUUUGAUCCAGAAAGUCACUCAAGCUCUAAAAUCCUCAGGCAUUCCCAUUGAUGGAUUUUACACAGAGGAAGUUAGAGAAGGUGGCAGGAGAACAGGAUUUGAUGUUGUCACUUUGUCUGGAAACCGAGGACCUUUAUCUAGAGUCAGUUCUAAUUCUACUUCAAGAUGUGAAUACCGGGUUGGACAGUAUGUUGUAGACCUUGUUUCCUUUGAGGGGUUGGUUCUACCUAUGCUGAGAAAUGUAAACCACGGCAGUGAUACAGAGAGAAGAAUUUGUGUCAUUGAUGAGAUUGGUAAAAUGGAACUCUUCAGCCAGGCUUUUAUUCAAGCUGUUCGUCAAACGCUGGCUGGCUCAGGGACUGUGGUGCUUGGAACUAUUCCAAUACCUAAGGGAAAGCCACUGGAUCUUGUUGAAGAAAUAAGAAGUAGGAAAGAUGUUAAAGUGUUCAAUGUUAGUAAGGAAAACAGAAACAGCAUUUUGCAAGACAUCUUGGCAGCUGUGGAAUCCUGCAGAAAAUGAAGACCUUUUCUUUCUUGUAAACACUAAAGCUUUUAUUUCAACAAAACAUUUUGCGGAUGUUUUAGAGUCUGUCUUUCCUGCUUUAGGCCCUGGAGGCUUUACUGGAGCCUUCAGGGUAGCAAGGAUUUACAAGAACCUGAGAUGAAGUGGCACUGUGUGUUUUUUAGGAUAUCUUCCAACCCUACCCAUGCGAAGGCCAUUAGCUGAAGAGCAUCUGCCCUGUAGUAUUCUUGUGUAGAAGUUAGAAAAAUAAACAUUUGAAGGUUGCUUAUUACAUUUGAAAGAA
Messenger RNA from Manacus vitellinus (golden-collared manakin), 894 nucleotides. It is a transcript of the gene NTPCR, whose product is annotated as nucleoside-triphosphatase, cancer-related. Gene Ontology annotation, molecular function: ATP hydrolysis activity. The transcript has 6 exons. The coding region runs from base 39 to 608 and encodes 189 amino acids. The record is from RefSeq and is a predicted model, not a curated record. NCBI's taxonomy places the organism in Eukaryota, Metazoa, Chordata, Aves, Passeriformes, Pipridae.